Ochotona princeps (American pika) is the source of this 660-nucleotide messenger RNA. RefSeq names its product small nuclear RNA activating complex polypeptide 5 (gene SNAPC5). NCBI's taxonomy places the organism in Eukaryota, Metazoa, Chordata, Mammalia, Lagomorpha, Ochotonidae. The record is from RefSeq and is a predicted model, not a curated record. Gene Ontology annotation, cellular component: nucleus. The coding region runs from base 452 to 640 and encodes 62 amino acids. Gene Ontology annotation, biological process: transcription initiation at RNA polymerase III promoter; transcription by RNA polymerase II. The transcript has 3 exons.
CUUGCCCCUGCGGGUCUGAGCCGAAUCGGGACCUCCCCGCGCUUUGACCCCCGUACCCGCCGGGUGGGAGCACCGGUUCCGGGAGGCCAGAGACCACGGCGGGCAAGCCUAGGUGCCCAGGGCCGUGACGAGGGUCGGACGUGGGAGCGACCCCCGAGAGGGGGCCCCGGGACAGCCAGCUGCCCUCAGAGUGCUUUGGUCCACGUGGCCCCUGGCAGCCCUGGAGAGGGUGUUGGUGAUGCCCUCCCCGACGCUCCAGCCCGCUGCCCUGCCUUAGUCGGGCCGAGUGGACCAGCGCGCAGGCCUAGGCCAUCUGGCCCUGUGCGGAGUGGGAGAGCGACAGUGAGCUGCUGCGUCCUGGUAGUGUUGCGGUGGGAGCCUGGGCUGCCCAGGGAGCAGAGGCUGGAGUUGUUGCUCUCCCUGGCAGGUGGAAGAACUGGCCCUCCAAGCAAUGAUUAACUCUGGAAGAGGGGAGGAGAUGCCGACCUCCCAGCCCGUACCACAGCAGCCCCAAGAUAUGUUGCUGCAUGUGGACAAUGAGGCGUCCAUCAACCAGACUGCACUGGAGUUGAGUACAAGGAGCCAUGUGAUGGAAGAAGAGGAGGAGGAGGAGGAGGAGGAGGAAGACUCAGACUACUAAAGAAGGCAAAGAUCUACUUC